Sceloporus undulatus (fence lizard) is the source of this 9824-nucleotide messenger RNA. It is a transcript of the gene DLGAP4, whose product is annotated as DLG associated protein 4. The transcript is spliced from 15 exons. The record is from RefSeq and is a predicted model, not a curated record. Gene Ontology annotation, molecular function: molecular adaptor activity. Gene Ontology annotation, cellular component: glutamatergic synapse; postsynaptic specialization. The coding region runs from base 872 to 3781 and encodes 969 amino acids. Lineage: Eukaryota; Metazoa; Chordata; Lepidosauria; Squamata; Phrynosomatidae. Gene Ontology annotation, biological process: signaling.
CCUCCCAACCUCUCUGCGCUGUACUCUCAGGGGGGGAUCUCAGCACUGCUGCAGCAUCACUAACAACCUCAAUCCAGGAGGCUGGGAAAGAGAGGUGGAAGGGAGUGAAAAGCUGAAUGAAUGGGCAUCGCAUCAGUGAUCAUUAUGGGGAAAACGGUGGCUGCUGCAUAGAGAGGAGGAUUUUUUUUCUUUGAAGAAGGAAAAAAGAGGGGAGGGGAGCAGAUGAGGAAAAGAAGAAAGAACUGACACAAUAAUUAAGAUGGGCCUUUCCACAAAGCUUUCUUUGGACAAGUAUAGCAUGGCGAGGGAUAGCACCUGCUGGUAGAUUGUCUGCUGUCCCUUCCUCUGACAUCCAGAUUGAAGAGUCUAUUCUUCCUGCUUUUCUGUACAUUGCUGAGAAACUGCCUUCAGCUCCUGUGACACACCUAGGUCUUCAUGUGGCAAACAGCUGUUUAUGGCAAUUGUGCAGAAACAACAAGGUUCUUCUUAAAAACAGGAUUGUUUCUGAAGAGAAAUUGAACCCAUUCGUGACUAUACUUAGGGUACCAUAAUAUGAUACCAGCAAAUCGGAAGGAAGAGCCUGGCUGUUUGAAAUAAGUGUUUAUAAUCUAAUACUGUAUCUCAUUUUCCACCAUGGCUACUCAAAUGCUUUUGAGAGGUCCACAAGCAAGACCUUCAUGAAGACCAAGCCUGGAACUGAGAGGAACUAGAAGAGGGCACUGCCCUCAGCUGGACCUGUCUCUAAACAACAGGGAGACGUGAGAGGUAUAGUAUGACCCAGGAUUAUCUCCCAAUGGAGGAAGAGUGACCAAAGCUUGAUGUAUCCUCUGCGCCAUUUUCCAGAAACAAUGCUCUAGGAAACCAUAACGCUAUGAAAGGCUUAGGCGAUAACAGAAGCCGCCAUCUCUCUGAUAACUUGGACUCGCCUCAAGACUCUCUUUAUGCCACCCAAGACAGGAACCCUUAUCUCCUCAGUCCCACUGACUCCUACACAAUGGACCCUAGGUUCCCCACACCAAAUUCCCUCCACAGUGACUGCCUCCUUCCACUCAACAACCAGAUUUCCAAUAGCAGCACAUUUCCACGGAUCCAUUACAACUCCCACUUUGAGGUACCCGAUGAGAAUCCCUUCCCAAGCCAUGCCCAAGCCACCAAGAUUAACAGGCUCCCUGCCAACUUGCUAGACCAGUUUGAGAAACAACUGCCCAUCCAUAGAGAUGGCUUUAGCACACUUCAGUUCCAGAGAAGCUCUGAUAACAAACAGCGGAGUGAGAGCCCUGGAAGGAUCCGGCACUUGGUUCACUCAGUCCAAAAACUUUUUGCUAAGUCACAGUCCCUGGAGGGAGCCUCCAAAGGUAGUGUGAAUGGCAAGAAAGGCACUGAGGACUCCAAGCAGAACCGCAGGAGCAAGAGUAAGGACCGGGCAAAAACCACUGAGACUAAACGCAGGACCAGAUCCAACAUAUCAGGCUGGUGGAGCUCAGAUGACAAUCUGGACAAUGACACCUGCAACUAUCGUAACCCUAUGGGCCUCAUGACCCUUGGCAGGCAGCCUGAUCACAGCCAGCCUAGGUACUUCAUGCAUGCUUACAACACAAUCAGUGAACACAUGCUGAAAUCCUCCAAGAGCAAUAAUGACCUGAAGGUCACUCCUUGUACCAACAUCCCCAUCAGCAGUGAGUCCAACUACAUCAAAAGAGGCUCCUGGUCCACACUCACACUUAGCCAUGCCCGGGAAAUGUGCCAAAAGGCUUCUGCUACUAUCGACAGAGCGCUGCUGAAAUCCAAGUCCUGCCAUCAAGACUUAGCCUAUCAGUACUUGCAGGUGCCUCAGGGAGACUGGAAUAAUACGUUGACAAGGGAGAAAGACAAUGAAAUCCCAUGUCGGCGUAUGCGGAGUGGGAGCUAUAUCAAAGCCAUGGGGGAUGAUGACAGUGAAGACUCUGAAACCAGCCCGAAGCCAUCUCCAAAAACUGCAGCACGGAGGCAGAGUUACCUCAAGGCCACUCAGCAGUCACUGAGUGAGCAGAGCACCACUCACAGAAGCCUGGACCGCCUUGAUUCUGUUGAGAUGGUUUUGCCUCCAAAAUUCCCAAGCUGGGAAGAAGAAUACAACCAGAUCCCAGAUAACCUUAAUGAGUCCAGUGACAUCAAUCAGAUAUUUGGACAACCCUCAUUUAUUCCACAGAUAUUUACACAAGGAGAGCAGGCAAGAGAAGAAGAGCUAAAUGACCAAUAUGAGGGAAUGUGUGAAUCGACCUACAGUGAAGCAGAAUCAGCUGCUGUAGAAGUGCUGGAUCUGCCCCUUCCUAGCUACUUUCGCUCCCGGAGCCACAGCUACCUCCGAGCCAUCCAAGCAGGCUGCUCCCAAGAAGAGGACACUGUCUCUGUUCGGUCCCUCUCACCACCUCCAGCCAACAGCAUCAGUGGCAGUCGAACACUUCCAAGCAACAGUUCGGCAUGCCUAGUGGGCUAUAAAAAGACACCACCACCAGUCCCACCUCGGACCACCUCAAAGCCGUUCAUCUCUGUCACAGUGCAGAGCAGCACCGAAUCGGCACAGGACAACUACUUGGACAACCAGGAUCAUAAAAGUGAUGUCAACAGCCAGUCAGGUCUGAGCAAUUCUUCAGAUAGCUUAGACAGCACUAGACCACCUAGCGUGACAAGAGGAAGUGUUGUGACUCCACCCAGAGAGCCUCCUGAAUUACCUCUGAAAAAUGCAGCAUUGAAGAGUGACAAAGGGACGCUGACUAGCGAAGAGCCAAAGGUGGAGAAUAUCCCUAAAAGGAAGCUGUCAUCUAUAGGAAUACAAGUUGACUGCCUUCAGCCAGUGGCAAAAGAGGAGCCCCCUCCAUCAGCCACCAAAUUCCAGUCCAUCGGGGUACAGGUAGAGGACGAGUGGCGCAACAGCCACUCUCGCAGCAUGUCCACCAAACAGGAUACAGAUUCUGAUUCUCAAGAACCAGAUAAUUCUACUUGUAAAUCAUCUGAGAGAAGCCUUGCUGAUUGUCCCCCAUGCAACAACUCCAACAGCCUUGAUGCCAAUACAAGGCAAACGGCCAUGCCCUCCCAGAUCAACAGAAACCUCUCCUAUGGAGAUAGCAAUGACCCAGCUCUAGAGCCUUCCUCUCUUCCUCCUCCUGACCCUUGGCUUGAAACAUCCACUAACACUCCAUCAGAACCAACACAGCCCGGAGCAUGCCGAAGGGACGGGUACUGGUUUCAGAAGCUGCUACAGGCAGAGACAGAAAGGUUAGAAGGAUGGUGUCAUCAGAUGGACCAAGAGACCAAAGAGAAUAAUCUCUCUGAAGAAGUCUUAGGCAAAGUCCUUAGUGCAGUGGGCAGUGCACAGUUAUUAAUGUCACAGAAGUUCCAGCAGUUUCGUGGCCUCUGUGACCAGAACUUGAACCCUAAUUCCAAUCCCAGGCCCACAGCACAGGACCUUGCUGGUUUUUGGGAUCUCUUACAGUUGUCCAUCGAAGACAUCAGCAUGAAAUUUGAUGAAUUGUACCACUUAAAGGCUAAUGGAUGGCAAUUGACAGAGACACCAGAAAAGAAAGAAGAAAAGAAGCCACCCCCUCCUGUGCCAAAGAAGCCAGCCAAACCUAAAUCCCAGCUAAAUCGGGACAAGGGCUCUGACUCGGUGGAUAAACAGCGCCAGGAAGCCCGAAAGCGCCUCAUGGCAGCCAAGCGUGCAGCCUCAGUCCGGCAGAACUCUGCCACUGAGAGUGCGGACAGCAUUGAAAUCUACGUUCCUGAGGCACAAACCCGUCUUUGAGCAAGGGGAAGAGGAAGAAAACUCACUCUUUUUCACGUCAUUAAAAGGAAGAAAACAAGGUUCACUAAAUUUAGUGAGAUUUAUUUGGUCGAGACACACAGAGCCAACCUUACAAAGGGCUCCAAAUUUGGCUUUCUCUCCGUCUCUCUCUCUCUUUCCCCCUCUCUCUCCAGCUUUAAAUAAUGAAGAUUUUGAAAGAAAAUUCCCUUUCUGGUUCCGUGGUUUGGUUUUAAUCCCACCACCACCCUUCACACUGGCUGUGGUGUGGCAGAACAGAUUCUUGGAAACAGUCCUUUAGACUUGGAACUGCAACCUUUUUACUUAUUCUAUCUAAGGAGAAUUAUUAGCUUGUUUACAUAAAAAGGACAAGAAUGGGGGGGGGAGCCUUUGGGCACUUGCCAUGCUGCGCUUUUUUCUCCUCACUGUAUCCUUUCUGUCCUCCUCUCCAAACACAGUCUUUUUCUCUCUGUGUCUCUUCCUCUCCCUUGACUUCUUGUAUUCCUAAUCCUUUUUUUUCUUCUGUCCUAUAGUUCCUAACCUUUCUUUCUUUGUCAUCUUUCUCUGCAUGGCGUUGUUUACUGUGUUAGAAGUAAACUCUUCCACAGAGCUCCAGAAGAAAACACCUGUUCAGCGUGUACUGUUGUUGCACUCUGCUAGUGAGCAGCCUUUUGUUUGAUUAUGUAUUAUUUUUCCCUGUAGAUGGGUUGGGAGUGGGAGGCCUGGGGUGGGUUGCGGGAGGCAGCAGGGCUUUGGGGUUUAUAUAGCUUGUAGUUUAAUUAUGUAAAAGGAGGGCAAAAUCUGUGGGAUGUAAACUGAGUGGUAUGUUAACAGAGCCUGGAAGCAAACAUGUGCAAUAAGGUAGUGUUGUGGCCUGCACACACCCGUGAAUGGUGCUGCGAAAGAAGGAUUUCCCUUACAGGAUGCCCAGUCAGAGGUACUACAUGAUAGAUUCCUAUGUUGCCUCGCAUAGCCUUUUCUUUUCUCUUUUUUUCUGCCACCACCACUACCACCCCUUGGCAGCAGAUUUAUGUGUGUGGUUGUUGUGUGCAAGGUUCUGUGUUAUACACAAGAGGAAAAAGACAACUGUAUCAAAAGUGUUUUGUAAUAAUAGUCCAUUCUACAGUAAAAAGCAAUGGCAUUUCUACUGACAAAAGGGGGGGAUAGCUGGAUGGAGGGCUGGCAGUUUGCCUGCCUACUUGCCUGUAUGUAUGUGUACAUAUGCACAUAUACACUUAGUAGGAUCUGUAUAUUUAACACAUACACACACACAUACCUAUUCACUCAUGCACAUUCAGGUGGUGUUUUUCGAAAACACCUCAGUGAGGGUGGGUGUAUGUAUAGCAUAUAUUUUUACAUGUACUAUAGCUAGAUGUGUGUAAAAGUGUGUGCAAAAAUGUAUACCCUGCAUAUUCCUCUCUUCUCCCUGUGCUCCCUUGUGCCCCAUAUUAUUUGGAGGAGCAAUCAUUAAAGUUCACUUCCCCCAUUUUGUGGAGCCAGGAGUCAAAUAACCAGUUUAAACCAUCUCCUCUAUCCACCACACUGUAAGCUGCCCCAUGUGCAUUUCUGUCAGAGCUGUGCUCUAUUAUUGUGGAGGAUGACAGAAACUGUUCUGUGGAUGGCUUCAGGGGAACAAAAUCCCAAAGGAAUAUUAUACUGGUAUGUUAGAAGUUUAAGGAGAGAAUAGGAAUUGCUGCAACCUAAAUCAUGUCAGUGAAUCUGGGAGUGUUAGAUUCUCCACCUGUCCACAUAAUGUGCAACUUUGUGACCUGUGAAAGCUUGGCCACGUACAAUAUGGCUUGAAAUCAAAACUUGAUUUUAUUCCUGUCAUCCCCUUCUUUCCUUCCCAAAUGUCUUUAAAGGUAGAAGGUGCUUGAUUGACUUUUGAAACAAAUGGCUAAAUUCCACAGUUCUUUGUAUUAAAAAAAUUGAAACACUUUGAUGUGACUUGUUUUACGCACGUUUCCAAGGAAAGCAGUGCUGUUAAUUAGAUGGAUACUUGCUUGAUGGGCCCAGUUGAUGCUUACUGUCAGCAUAUUUUCACUUUGUCAGUGAGAUUAAAUCCUAAAAUCUAAGUAAAUCCAAUUAAAUUAGUUUACUGAUUGCAGCCCAGAUAAUCUUUCACUGCACCUGCUUCAGAACUGCUUUUCACGUUGCAUGGUGUCUAAGGAGUGUUAGCAUCAAUCUGUACACACAAAGAAGAGCAGCUCUCUUGCAAUUGUGUACCUACAAGAUACACAUAUUUAUCACAUCCAUCCCUUUAUGUGUUAGGAGUGUUCACAAAGUUUUUUAUUUAUACACUGAAAAAAGUGAGUGAAGUAGGGGAGAAAGUGUCUUCAGUCAAUCUGUCACAAUAAGAAUAGUAAGGAUAUUAGAUUCUACAGGAGCAUUGUGAAGGGGGUUGGACCAUGAGCAAACAUUUCGGAGGGUCAGCCACUCUCACCAUGGCUAGGAAAUCAGUAUUGGUUGUCAUGCAAAGCCAAAGCAGGUGGCUAGUUUUAAAAGCAACUGAGCAUCAAUAAAACACGACCACUAUUUAAAAUUUCUUAAUUUUCCUCUCUUCGUUGAAAUAUAAUACAGUCCACCUUCCCCAUAUGUAGGGGAUCCGUUCCAGACCCCCCCCCCCCGUGUAUGGGGAAAAUAGCGUAUGCUCAAGCCCGAGAGGAAAUAAUUAGGCAUGUGCACGUGGCGGGCCGCAUGGCACGGGUAUGUGCCUCAUUACUUCUAAUAGGUCUUGCCUUCCGCGUAAGCUCAAAGCUGCAAAAGGCAAGCCUGCCUAUGAGGAGGGCUGACUGUAUAGUAGGUAAGUCACUGCUUCCUGAGUUUUAGGAAAGGACUGAAAGUUCUUUACAUGGAUGUCAUUUGUAUGAAAUGAUACAACUGUGUGCAGAAUUCAGUGGCUGUGAUACAGAUCAAUUAAAGCUUAAUUAAAGUUUUUUUCACAGAGUCUAAGAAUAUGGCAUCCAUGUGCCAAUUGGUUUUAUACAACAGGUAGACAAGGUAGCAAAUGACCUACCUCUUCUUGCAGAAUGAUAGUUAAUCACCAUUGUUACCAUAAUACAAAUGUUUUAUACAAGAAUAAAAGCAACUGCCUUCCAGACACCAGAAUCUCUUCGGCCUCUUAGGGACUCAAACAGAGUGGCCCAAUAGGCACAGAAUAUAUUUCUUUAAAUUAAAAAAAAAGAUCCAAAGGGCUGUAAACCUGCUACAUUUCCAUUGUGCCUCUGGGCCCUGAAUGUUAAAGUGUGGAAUAAGUGGAGUUUAAAGACUUCUACAGGUGGGUAAUAGGGAUUCAAAUAAUCUCCAGCCUAUAUUUAAAUCAUUUGGGACUUGUUUUUAUCAACUUUUUUUCCUAAAUCUAUUUCAUCUAUCCUUAAAAUUGAUCACGUGUCCCCCAGGGAAUUUCAGGGCAAAAAAACACACAAGAACAGUGUGAUGUUCCCUGUGAUGGGAGUAGGAAGACUGCAGUGAUUUAAAUGAUUUCAUCUCUUCUAGCAAUAGUUCUGAGGAAAAACUAUGGUGUCUUGUGUUCCUCUCUUUGUCUUUUUAAGUUACACUAUUCUCCUGGCAUCAGUGUUCUUUACUUGACAAUCUAAAGUGAGCCAUCACUGAAAUGGCUCUGAAAAUCCCGUUUGGUGAAACUGUGCUCCAUAGAUGCUUCUGUAGUUCUGUUUAUCUAAUACUUAUGUGGAUUCAAAAACAAAUGUACAUAGUGCUUUGAUAACCUGUUUUUUUCCCCCAAUCAUGGAGAAGGUGGUAUUUUCCCUACAGUGAUUUAGUCUAUUUCUCUUAGUUUUAUGGCAGAAAGAAACAAUAAGAAACAGCUGUUUAAGUCCAUGAUUGUUAACUUCGUAACAAUGUUUCUUAAACAAAAUGAAAGCCUUGGACCUAGACCCAUGGCCCAUCAUUUUGUAAUGUGACCUUGGCUGCCAUUGUAAACUACAGUAAAACAAGCAAACAGAUGGUGCCUUUUGGUACCUUUAUGCCUCUGUCUCUUGCAGUUUGUGAUCUUUACUCUAUGAACUCCAGUUUCUAAAGCAGGCAACCAGAUAUAGAAAAAUGAAGUGAAUGGGGUGGGGCGGGAUUGUGUUUCUAAACCAACCAAGCGUUUUAGUUUAGGGAAUGUUUUUGUCACUCAUGAGGGCAUGACCAGAUUUGGUCAUUAAUAAAAAAAAAACAAAAAAACAACUUGGUCAGAGCAUUUUAUAAACUUGUCUUCAUUGACUGCUUGGCAAUCUAACAAGGUUGGCAAUUUUUCGUGUUUUCCCUGCAACACAGGGAGCCAAACAGUAAGAUUAACAAAUACAGCCUUCUAGGACAUGACUAUUUGUUCAAAUCCUUUUCAUUUUCUAGCUUUGAGAUCAUUUCAGGAUAUGACUGUUUUAAUUCCAGGGAGAUGUGUUGCAAAUUUGUCUAUAUUUGGGGCAUUUUCUCUGGAUAUGGUAAAGUAUGGCUUGUUGUUCUUAUUCAAAACAAUGAUAAUCUUGGUGAAAUGAGUGGUCUAAUAAGAUAGCACUGGAGCACUGAAAUUGCACAGCAGUGUAUGUUUCUUGUUUCUUUAACCUGCCCCCCUCAAAAAAAAUUUACAAGUCUUUGACUCUAGCAUUGGGAGUGGCAAAGUACACCCCUUCAGGUGUUAAACUGAAACUUCCAUCAUUUUUCAGUUAAUGCCUUUGCUGGCUAUGGCUUAUGGGACCUGCAGUCCAAGAACACCAGGAGAAUCACAUGUUCCCACUCAUGCUCUGCCAGGAUGCAAAGAAAAGGCAUCCAGCAGAGACUCUGGUGGGAAUACUUCCUUUCAGUUUAGUCUGAAUCUACUGUCUGGAUGGCACAUUCUCUUGAAAUGGGUCUGUGGGUGUGCUGUUGGCACCUCUCAACUCCAUUCUUUCCCUCAGGUAAGUCUUGAAUUUGUGGUUCUGAUUUUCUCUGGAUCUUGUGUGUGGUGCAUCUCUCCCCCUGCCUCUUGAAAUCUGUUUGUGAAACACUUGUAGUUUGAUUUCUCUAACCAAUUUCUGCUUAAUAGUCUGGAGAAGGGGAAUAGUUUUGGUCAGCACCUACUCCCUUCUAAGCUCCAUAAUUUUAUAGUAUUGCAGAGUUGGGUUCUCUCAUUGUGUGCUGCAGAAAUGAAUAGAAUGGAGACAGCUUGUUUAUCUGCUCUGAUAAGGCUUUUAUAAUGUGGCUGCUGUGUGUACAAAGAAGCAAUUGCUUUCCAAACAGAAGACCUAUUUUGCUUUGAUUUUUUAUUUUUUUAGUGUAGGGCAGGAGUGAAGUUGUUUUUCUAAGCUUAAAUGUUUGAGAUGAGAAAAUUGGAAAACGCAAAUGUUAAAACAUAUACACUGCAAUGAACAACCUGCACCUCUCCAAACAUUGUUAGACCACAGCUCCUGUUUGACUACUGGCCAUGCUGGUUGAGGCUGAUGAGACCUAAGAGUCUAGAAUACCUGUUUCACCACUUUUCCUGCAGAUGAGGCUGCAGUAACACAGUUCGAGUGCUAAAAAGAAUGUAUGUUGCAAUGUGUAGAAAGGAGGUGGCUGAAUACUUUUUCAAAGGCUCUUUUGUCAGUAUCCUUGUUGGAAGGGGGAGGAAUUAACAACCAUAAGGAGGGCAUUGUUUUUGAUCUCUUGCCUCCAUAACCUACAUUCAUUCCAUACAGAAAGCCAUGUUGAAUUACUCUUGAUAUUGAUGUAGGGAAGGACCUUCCUUGAAACUACAUACCUGAACCCCAGGUCUCCAUGCCUAGGAAGGCCUGAACUCAUUUCCUUAAUUUCCUUUCAUAAGGAAGAAUUUUCUAAUGCUGUGUGUUUUUACGGUUGGACUGUAGAAACAGUUCUCAUUGAAUUUCAGAUAUCAUUUCUGAUAUUAGUACUAAUAGCUAUGGGUACUCAUAGAAUGCUGCCCUGCCUGUACAUUUGAGUAUGUAGGUGUACUAGAUAUGCAAAAUGUAAGUGCUUGUGGAUAUAUCUAUUCAUACACGAUAAGUGCUGCAGGCUACUGGUCAAAUUGGAGUUUGAUGCAUGCUUAGAUUAAAAUAGACUCUACAAUUAA